AUGUCACACCAUAAGAAGCGUGUUUAUCCUCAGGCUCAGUACCAAAUUGCAGAAGGGAUUGCACAGCCAAUUGUUGGUGGAGGUGUUCCUCCGCAAACUGUAGGUGCUGGACAGCCGCAAUUUCUGACUCCUGCUCAACAACAUUUGCAUCAACAGAUCGACCAAGCAAGUAACGGCAUUGGUAAUAUGCAAUUACACAACGUUCCUGUGGUUGAUCCUACUGCAUUCCAGCAAGCUGGAACCCCGGUGCAACAACCACCAUACGGUGGGGCUCCUCAAUAUGGCCAGCCAAUGAACAGUGGCUACGGCGCCGAUAACAUAUCCGGUGUUCAGCAGCAGUAUCAGCAGCCAAUGCAACAGCCGUAUGGGCAAACGUACGGACAACAGCAGCAGCAACCACAAUAUCAACAACCAGGAGUAGGAAUGGCUGUGGGUAAACCAAUGAAUCAAUUGUACCCAGUUGAUUUGUUCCAAGAAUUGCCUCCUCCAAUCACUGACUUGUCUUUGCCUCCACCACCGUUGAUGCUCCCUCCAGAGAAGAUGAUUGUUCCUAACGAUACAGUUAACAAUUGUUCUGACCAUUUAAGGUGCACUUUGAACGCCGUUCCAAAAAACAAUUCUUUACUGAAAAAAUCGAAACUACCAUUAGCUAUGGUUAUCAGACCAUACACUAAGUUAACCGACUCUGAAUGUCCAGUGCCAACUAGCGAAGACGGUGUUGUGGUUCGUUGUAGACGUUGUCGUGCCUACUUGAACCCCUUCGUACAAGUAAUCGAGAAUGGUUUACGUUGGAGAUGUAACUUCUGUAACUUGGCGAACAACUUCCCUCAAGCAAUUGAUAUGAAUGGUAACCGUUACGAGAGACCCGAAUUCAACCAUUCUGUUGUGGAUUUCGUUGCUCCUAAAGAAUACGCUGUCAGACCACCACCACCAUCCACUUACGCUUUCAUUUUGGACGUUUCUCAGGCAUCAAUCAAGAAUGGCUUGUUGGCUACUGCUGCAAGAACUCUCUUGGAAAGCUUGGAUACCAUUCCAAACCAUGAUGAGAGAACAAGAAUCUCUAUUAUUUGUGUUGAUCAAUCUCUACAUUACUUCCGUAUUCCUUUGGACGAAGAAGGUGACAACAUUAAGAUGUACGACGUCGCUGACUUGGAUGAACCAUUCUUACCUUCUCCCACUGGCCUAUUGGUUCCACUAAUUGAGGCUAGAAGCAACAUUGAAAAAUUAUUGACUAGCUUACCAGAAAUUUUCCAACAAAAUAUUCAACCAAGAUUUGCCUUGGCCUCUGCUCUAAAGUCUGCUUUGAACUUGAUCAGAGCUCAGGGUGGUAAGAUUAUUGUUGUUGGUGCCACUUUGGCCAACGUCGGUGAAGGUACAUUACAUAAGAGAAAUGAAAAGGCUGUUGCAAAUACUUCCAAGGAAGCUUCCACUUUAUUGAACACUGGUGACGCAUUCUACAAAUCUUUCCCUAUCGAAUGUAACAAAUAUCAAGUUACGGUGGAUAUGUUUAUGGCUUCCGACGAUUAUGUCGAUAUCGCAUCUAUCUCUAACCUAGGCCGUUUCACUGGUGGCCAAACCCAUUUCUACCCUGGUUUCAGUGCCUUAAACUUGAUCGAUGUUACAAAGUUCUCAAAAGAAUUUUCAAAACACGUAUCCAUGGAUCUAUCUUUGGAAGCUGUUAUGAGAGCUCGUGGUUCGUCAGGCUUGAAAAUGACCGGAUUUUACGGUCAUUUCUUCAAUAGAUCUUCAGACUUGUGCGCUUUGGCUACGGUUCCAAGGGACCAAUCAUACGUUUUUGAAAUUGGUAUCGAUGAACAAUUAACAAAGGACUUUGUGUACAUUCAAAUUGCUUUAUUAUUGACAUCCAAUGCUGCCCAAAGAAGAAUUAGAGUCAUAACUAUUGGUAUUCCAACUACUGAUAAGCUAACUGAAGUCUAUGCUUCUGCAGAUCAGUUGGCCAUCACAGCAUACUUCGCUCAAAAGGCUGUGGAAAGAGCUCCUUCUUCUGGCUUUGAAGACACUAGAGAAUUUUUCAACAAAUCUGUCCAAGAGGUUUUGGCUACAUACAAGAAAGAAGUUUUGACUUCAAACACAGGUGGCGGAGCUCCAUUAAUGCUCUGUAGUAACCUAAGAAUGUGGCCUCUAUUGAUGCAUUCUCUAACUAAACAUAUGGCUUUCCGUUCUGGUAUUGUUCCGGCUGAUCACAGAGCUCAAGCAUUAAAUAAUCUUGAAACGUUACCAUUGCCAUAUUUGAUUCAAAACAUUUAUCCAACAGUAUACUCCUUACAUGACAUGCCUGACGAAGCUGGUCUUCCCGAUGAAGAAACUGGUGAAAUUGUACUACCGCAACCAAUUAACUCCACCUCGUCUUUAUUGGAAAGAUACGGUCUGUAUUUAAUCGACACAGGAUUGGACAUGUUCUUAUGGAUUGGCGGUGAUGCUGUCCCAGAGCUUGUUACAGACGUGUUUGGAACCCCGGACAUUAUGGAAAUUCCAAUUGGUAAAAAUGAACUACCUCUAUUAGACGCUACUGAGUUCAACCUAAGAGUGAGGAAUGUUAUUACAAAGAUAAGAGAACACGAUGAUGUUAUCUUCUACAAAACCUUGCACAUUGUCAGAGGCGCCUCACCAAGUGAACCAAUGAACCAUCCUUCUGCCAGGGAAGUUGCUUCUCUAAGAUUAUGGACUGCAUCUCAGUUGGUCGAAGAUAAGGUCCAAAACAGCUGGAACUACAGAGAAUUCUUACAAAACAUGAAGACAAGAAUCUCGAAGUAA
Messenger RNA from Kluyveromyces lactis, 2775 nucleotides. RefSeq lists its product as uncharacterized. The record is from RefSeq and is a predicted model, not a curated record. Gene Ontology annotation, molecular function: zinc ion binding; SNARE binding. Gene Ontology annotation, cellular component: endoplasmic reticulum exit site; COPII vesicle coat. Bases 1 to 2775 code for a protein of 924 amino acids. Gene Ontology annotation, biological process: COPII-coated vesicle cargo loading; intracellular protein transport; endoplasmic reticulum to Golgi vesicle-mediated transport. The transcript has a single exon. NCBI's taxonomy places the organism in Eukaryota, Fungi, Ascomycota, Saccharomycetes, Saccharomycetales, Saccharomycetaceae.